AACCCUUAUAUACGCGCUCGUCUCUUUCGAUGUUUUCAAUUUCUUAUCUGGGUCCAGACUCCAGAGCUUUCACUCGUUGGAACAAUAAGCUAUUUCGAAUUUUCGGUAGAGAUAGAGAAACAAUGGGGAGUGCACCAUCGAUGCUAACUCAAUAUGAUAUUGAAGAUGUUCAGGAAUAUUCCUACAAUCUCUUUUCUCAGCAAGAAAUAGUGUCCCUGUACGAAAGAUUUUGUCAGCUCGAUAGGAACGCAAAGGGUUUCAUCUCCGCUGACGAGUUCUUAUCUGUUCCGGAAUUUGCCGUAAAUCCCCUUUCUCAGAGGUUGCUUAAGAUGGUUGAUGGAUUGAAUUUUAAGGACUUCGUGGCCUUCUUGUCGGCUUUUAGUAGUAAAGCAAGUAUUCAACAAAAAAUUGAACUCAUCUUCAAGGUCUAUGACUUAGACAACAAGGGAAAGGUCACUUUCAAUGAUAUAUUAGAGGUGCUGCGAGAUUUGACAGGUUCUUUCAUGACUGAGAAGCAAAGAGAGACAGUUUUGAGCCAAGUAUUGGAGGAAGCUGGUUACACAAGGACAUCUUUUUUACUGUUGGAUGACAUCAUUAAGAUUCUUGGCUGUCCUGGAUUGAAGAUGGAGGUUGAAGUGCCUGUCGACUAAGUUAAACUGGGGAGUUUAGCUACCUUGGCUCACGAUAAACAAAGGAGAGGAUGCCCAGCAAUACUUUGUAGCAUGCGUUUGAAAUCAACCUUGGGACACAACUCUGUCUAUAAUUUUCUUUCUCAUACUUUUUUUUUUCGUAUUUUCCAUAACAAAUGAACAAUAUCGGAGAAACUCUCUCUCUGACAUGAGAAACUAAGCAUCUGAAUUUUGUAAAUAGUUAAAGAUAUGAGUAAAAAUGGGUGGGAGGUAGAGAUAGAAAUGCAGUUUCAUUUGCGUUUUAUGAUUAUAAUUUCAGUA
Nelumbo nucifera (sacred lotus) is the source of this 950-nucleotide messenger RNA. RefSeq lists its product as uncharacterized. The record is from RefSeq and is a predicted model, not a curated record. Gene Ontology annotation, molecular function: calcium ion binding. NCBI's taxonomy places the organism in Eukaryota, Viridiplantae, Streptophyta, Magnoliopsida, Proteales, Nelumbonaceae.